UAGUAAUAAAGUGAACCUUACGAAGUGCUCUUCGAUAUAAGUAGUCAUGUUCUGCCUUUCAAGAAGAAAUUAAUAAUAUUUCGCAUUAAUUGGAUUCGGAAGUGAAGAGUUGGAUUUACCAAAACAUAUCGAAUAUGGAGUUGAGUAGUGAAACAGUGACCUGUGUCGACAAUAGUGAUUUGCAAGCUGAAAGUGUAAAUGGCUCCAGUAUGAAUCUUUCCCUGCGCUCAUAUAAGAAAUGGUCACCUACAGAGCACGGAGCCACACUGGUUUGGAGAGAUUUAUGUGUUUAUGCUGCUCCUGGAAGUCAUUUUGCCAUAAGUAACUUUAAGAGGAUAAUCAACAACUCAACCGGAGCAAUCCAGCCAGGAACCUUGAUGGCGGUUAUGGGUGCAAGUGGAGCUGGGAAAAGCACUUUACUGUCAGCACUAGCCUAUCGACAACCAAUUGGCACAGUGGUUCAUGGUGAUAUCCUAAUCAACGGACGCAGGAUAGGACCUUUUAUGCACAAAAUAAGUGGUUUUGUACAUCAGGAAGACAUUUUCAUGGACAACUUAACCGUCGUGGAACACUUAACUUUCAUGGCUCAUUUGCGUUUAGACAGGCGAACGACAAAACAAGAAAAACUCACCAAAAUAAAUGACCUGCUUGAACAAGCUGGACUUCUAGCAUGCGCGAGCACACGCAUUCGGAGUGCCAUAGAUUCUAAAGUGCUAUCCGGCGGUGAACGAAAAAGAUUGGCUUUCGCAACAGAAUUAUUAACAAAUCCCAUUGUCCUGUUUUGCGACGAGCCAACAACAGGACUCGACUCAUAUAGCGCGCAACAAAUAAUCCAAACCCUUCAUUCGCUAGCAACUAAGGGCACAUCAAUAAUGUGUACCAUUCACCAACCCUCCAGUCAAUUGUUUGCCAUGUUUCACAAUGUCCUUUUGCUGGCCGAAGGAAGAGUUGCUUUUAUGGGUUCUCCUGAGCAAGCCUUAGCCUUCUUUGCUGCGAACGGACAUCACUGCCCUGAAACGUAUAACCCGGCAGACUUUUUGAUUGGAGUUCUCUCAACUGAUCCCGCUCAAGAGAAGGCUUCUCGGAUAGCAGCCCAACAUCUUUGCGAUUUAUUUGCUGUGAGCUCCGCAGCCAAAGAACGUGACACGCUCGUGAAUCUUGAAUUGCACAUGGCCGAGACGUCAAAUUUUCCUUUUGAUUCAGAAAUCUUACAUUUUGAAAAACCUGCAUGGAUGAUGAUACUCUACUUAUUAUGCCACAGGACAGUCUUAUCUGUAAACAGAGAUCCUACGUUACCAGUGAUGCGAAUACUCCAGAAAAUUGCAAUUGCUUUCUUGGCGGGUGUAUGCUUUGCUGGCUCCAUCUCCCUCACCCAGAAUGGAGUGCAAGCAGUCCAAGGUGCUCUAUUUAUCACGAUAUCUGAGAACACGUUUCAUCCAAUGUAUUCAAUUCUGGCCUACUUUCCUCAAGGAUUUCCUUUAUUUCUCCGAGAAAAAAGGUCAGGAAUAUACAGCACUGCGCAAUAUUAUAUAGCAAACGCUAUAGCGAUGAUACCAACCCUAAUUUUGGAACCAGUUCUAUUUGUACUGAUCAGUUAUUGGAUGAUUGGACUGCGGCCGACAUUUUAUGCGUUUGCUAUGACUACGGUGUUGACAACUCUUGUGCUGAAUACUGCAACAGCUUGCGGUAUUUUCUUCUCUACCGCCUUUGAUUCAGUUCCACUCGCAAUGGCUUAUUUGGUACCUUUGGACUAUAUCUUCAUGAUAACGUCUGGGAUUUUCAUCAAAAUCACCACCAUGCCAAUCAUUUUUUCGUGGUUAAAGUAUCUAUCUUGGAUGUUAUAUGCUAACGAGGCAUUGUCGAUCCUGCAAUGGGAGGGGAUUCAAAACAUAACGUGUACCGAGGACAUUGAGAACCUGCCUUGCUUACAAACGGGCCAAGAUGUCAUGGACAAUUACAACUUUUCUUUCGAAAGUCUAUAUAUGGAUAUCUGGGCGCUGAUAGUACUAUACCUAAUGUUUCACUUACUAAGUUAUUUAUUUCUUUGGAAACGUGCGAAACGAAUAUAAAACGAAAACUCAAAUUAUUAUCGGAUAAGUUUCGGUUUAAAUCCACAUUGCACACAACUUUUACGCAAACAGUGAGGUUUUCCUAAAUCACUUUAAUUUUAAUGAAUAAAAAAUUAUUCGC
Hermetia illucens (black soldier fly) is the source of this 2190-nucleotide messenger RNA. It is a transcript of the gene st, whose product is annotated as protein scarlet. Gene Ontology annotation, molecular function: ABC-type transporter activity; ATP hydrolysis activity; ATP binding. The transcript has 9 exons. Gene Ontology annotation, cellular component: plasma membrane. NCBI's taxonomy places the organism in Eukaryota, Metazoa, Arthropoda, Insecta, Diptera, Stratiomyidae. The record is from RefSeq and is a predicted model, not a curated record. The coding region runs from base 135 to 2069 and encodes 644 amino acids.